Molecule: messenger RNA, 1585 nt
Organism: Paramormyrops kingsleyae
Lineage: Eukaryota; Metazoa; Chordata; Actinopteri; Osteoglossiformes; Mormyridae
Source: RefSeq, a predicted model, not a curated record
GGAAAGGCCCUACCAGUGCUCUCCGUGUGGGAAGAGCUUCACUCAAUUAGGAUCCCUAAAGAGACACCAGCGGAUUCACAAAGGAGAGAGGCCCUACCAGUGCACUCAGUGUGGGAAGAGCUUCAGUCAGAUGGGGGCCCUAAAGAAACACCAGUGGAUUCACACAGGAGAGAGGCCCUACCAUUGCUCACAGUGUGGGAAUAGCUUCACUGAAUUACGAUCCCUAAAGAGACACCAAUGGAUUCACACAGGGGAAAGGCCGUAUCAGUGCCCCCAAUGUGGGAAGAGCUUUAGUCAUGCAGGACACCUAAAUACACACCAGCGGAUUCACACAGGGGAGAGGCCCUACCAGUGCUCCCAGUGUGGGAAGAGCUUCAGUCAAUUAGGAUCCCUAAAAAUACACCAGCAGAUUCACACAGGGGAAGGGCCGUAUCAGUGCUGCCAAUGUGGGAAGAGCUUCAGUUAUUUAGGAUCCGUAAAGAUCCACCAACGGAUUCACACAGGGGAGAGGCCCUACCAGUGCACUCAGUGUGGGAAGAGCUUUAGUCAUAUAGGAGACCUAAAGACACACCAGCGGAUUCACACAGGGGAGAGGCCCUACCAGUGUUCUCCGUGUGGGAAGAGCUUCACUCGAUUAGGAUCCCUAAAGAUACACCAACGGAUUCACACAGGGGAGAGGCCCUACCAGUGCACUUGGUGUGGGAUGAGCUUUAGUCAUGUAGGAGACCUAAAGACACACCAGCGGAUUCACACAGGGGAGAGGCCCUACCAGUGCUCCCAGUGUGGGAAGAGCUUCAGUCAGUUAGGAAACCUAAAGAUACACCAGCGGAUUCAUACAGGGGAAAGGCCCUACCAGUGCUCCCAGUGUGGAAAGAGCUUCAGUCAGUCAGGACACCUGAAAACACACCAGCGGAUUCACAGAGGGGAGAGGCCCUACCAGUGCUCCCAGUGUGGAAAGAGCUUCACUGAAGUAGGAUCCCUAAAGAUACACCAGCGGAUUCACACAGGGGAGAGGCCCUACCAGUGCUCCCAGUGUGAGAAGAGCUUCAGUCAUUUAGGAAACCUAAAGAUACACCAGCGGACUGUUUACAAGGGCAAACAGUGUGAGACAUACAUUGAUGCCAGGAGAGAAUCACACUCCAACUGGAUGAGGUAUGUGAACUGUGCCCGUGAUGAGGAGGAGCAGAACCUGGUGGCCUUCCAGCACAAAGGGAACAUCUUAUAUCGCUGCUGCAAGCCCAUUGCCCCCAGGCAGGAGCUCCUGCUGAUGGCUGUGUCUCUCAACACAGCCCAGCAUUUCACAACUUCUAUUGACCCCAGUGCUGCUCAGCCCAGUACCAACACACUCGGUACCCUGGAAGAAGCAGAAACAAUCAAUAUGAAAAGCAGUUGUAAAAUUCACCAACAGACUCUCAUGGAGGAGAGGCCCCACCAGUGCUCCGAAUGUGGGGGGAGCUUCAGUCAUUUAGGAAACCUAAAGAGACACCAGCGGAGUCACACAGGGGAGAGGCCCUACCAGUGCUCCCAGUGUGAGAAGAGCUUCAGUCAUUUAGGAAACCUAAAGAUACACCAGCGGACUCACUGA